UUUUCAUAAAGUAAACAAAGUAGACAUAAAUUACAAAAGUCUUUUCGAACUGUGAAAAAGCUAUAAUAAAUCAGUGAAAUCUGUCUUCAUAUAACUGUUGUGAAAUGGCUACCGAUAAAAGUAUCCUAUACUUAUUAACUACCCAAUACGCCAUUGAACAUUUAUUUGAUUCAAGAACUGAUGACGAAUAUUCAGAUGAAGAUGAAGAAUGCAUUGGUGUUCUUAAUUCCAUUGUAUUAGAAAGACAUCCAAGACAAGUUGGUUAUCUAAAUGUCAUAUCGUUAUACUCUGAUAAUGACUUUUUUAGGCAUUUCAGAGUAACUCGGUGUACUUUCCUUUAUGUAUUGUCUUAUCUACAAGAUCAAGAUUUUCGAAGUGAAAUUACUUUUCAUGGGGGGUGUGAACCAAUGACUUUUCAUGAGAUACUUUAUAUAAAUUUACAAUACUUGGGUAAUCAAGGGGCAAUUAGAUUGCUUGCAGACAAGUUCAAUCGGACCGAAUCCUCAAUUUGGAAAGCCGUAGGUGAAUUUUGUAACUUCAUGUUUAAAAAACAAGGGGAUUUCAUUAAAUGGCCAACUAGGCAGGAAAUCCCAGCCGUUUCCAGACAAUUUCGCAAUAAGGCAAGAUUUCCUGGGGUGGUUUCUGCUCUAGAUGGUUGUCAUAUUCCGUUCCACCCAAAAUCCCCAAAUAAGACACCUUACCGCAACUACAAAAAGUUCCAUAGUUUUAAUCUGAUGGCUGCAGCUCUUCCUAAUCGCUCCUUUUCCUACGUUUUUUGUGGUUUCCCUGGUAGCGUGCAUGUCUCUACAGUUUUUCAAAACUCAUCACUUUUUCAAAAACUAGAGACUGCAUGUAAUGAUUUAUUCGACCCAAGAACAUAUCACAUCAUUGCAGAUUCCGCCUUCGGAUUAAAGGAAUGGCUUAUAACACCAUUCAAAAAGAUAAACGGACAACAUCUCUCUCAAGCAAAGAAAUUAUUCAAUAGGAAAUUAUCAAGUACUCGUAUGGUAAUUGAACUCAUUUUUGGGGAUUUGAAAAACAGAUUUAAGCGAUGCACGGACAUAAACACCAGUAUUGAGCUUGGGGUGGACAUUGUUGUUACUUGUUGCGUUUUGCACAACAUCUGCAUCCAACAAGGGGACUUGUACUAUGGUGGAAAUUUAGAUCCUAAUGACCUGCAUUGCAAUGUGAAUCUAAAUGUUAACCAUGCUGAUUUCAGAAAUAAUCGUGUUGCAGAAAGAAAACGGCAAGUAAUUUGUUACAAACAAGAAUGCCUGUUAUAGCGUUUCGCAGACGUCGUGUAUGAAAUUAUCUGU
Daphnia magna is the source of this 1316-nucleotide messenger RNA. Its product is annotated as putative nuclease HARBI1. The record is from RefSeq and is a predicted model, not a curated record. The transcript has 2 exons. Bases 105 to 1283 code for a protein of 392 amino acids. Lineage: Eukaryota; Metazoa; Arthropoda; Branchiopoda; Diplostraca; Daphniidae.